Molecule: messenger RNA, 645 nt
Organism: Rhipicephalus sanguineus (brown dog tick)
Lineage: Eukaryota; Metazoa; Arthropoda; Arachnida; Ixodida; Ixodidae
Product: oocyte zinc finger protein XlCOF15-like
Exons: 3
Coding region: 1-645 (214 amino acids)
Biological process (GO): regulation of transcription by RNA polymerase II
Molecular function (GO): RNA polymerase II cis-regulatory region sequence-specific DNA binding; DNA-binding transcription factor activity
Source: RefSeq, a predicted model, not a curated record
AUGUGCAGCACUGUUCUCGUGAGUCGGGGUGUGUCGACCGAAGAAGACCCCAGCCAACUGCUGGAUGAGGUGCAUCUUGGGGCCAUUCGGAGCCGCUUGCGGCAGUGUCGCUUCUGCAGCUACACGGCACUUUACCAUUCGCUGCUGCAGCGUCACGAGCGCAUCCACACAGGCGAUCGUCCCUUCCAGUGUCCAAACUGCCCCAAGCGCUUUGUGCAGAAGACACACCUGGAGACUCAUCUGCGUCAGCAUACUGGCACUGCGGUGGCAGGUAUCAGGCGUCCAUUCCAUGCACAGGGCGAGACAUUCCACUGCGACUGCUGCAAGUACACCACACGCCACAAAUGGAACAUGGUGGUGCACGUGCGCACGCACACGGGGGAAAGGCCCUUCCGGUGCGCUCUCUGCCCCAAGUCGUUCUCACGCAAGAAUGUGCUGGACGAGCACAUGCACACGCAUACGGGCGCCCGUCCCUUCCGCUGCUCCCUCUGCCCCGUGGCGUUUGCACACAAGAACUCGCUCGUGACGCACCUGAAGCGCCACGUGGGUGAGCGGCCCUUUGCGUGCCCCCAAUGUGGCCGGACAUUCACUGGCCGCUUUUCGCUCAACCGACACCUCAUGUCGCACGCAGCACCUCCACCGUGA